UAGGUUGUACUUCGUAUUACAGUCAAAGGGUAAAGAAGUACUGUAAGUUGCAGGUCUCACAAGUAAUCCUUUCUCAUUUAGGAGAGCCAGAGGCAGGACUGACAGGAUGUCACCCAGUCUCCUGUUAGUGUUAAUCUCAGCCACCGCCGUGCAGCUUGUAACAGUAGAAGAAAAAGCAGAACAGUUUCUGAAUGAUUUCAACAUUGAAGCUCCUAUAUUAAACUACCAGUACUCAUUGGCAUCAUGGGAGUACAAUACAAAUAUCACUAAUGAAAAUGCAGAGAAAUUGAGUGAAAUGGGAGCCAUUUGGUCUGAGUUUUAUAAUAAAGCAUCUGACAAUGCAACUGAUUUUAAUCUGAACGAAAUCUCGAAUUAUACCAUCAAACAACAGCUCCAAUUUCUUCAAGACAAAGGAUCGGGUGCCCUGCCCAAGGACAAAUUUCAAAAGCUCAAUAAAAUUCUGCAAGAGAUGAGCAAAAUCUACAGCACAGGAAAAGUGUGCAGAGGGGAAUCAUGUCUAACUCUAGAACCAGGUCUUGAAGACAUCAUGGCAAACAGCACUGAUUAUGAUGAACGUCUGGAAGUCUGGGAAGGUUGGCGGAGGGAAGUGGGAAAGAAGAUGCGUCCAUUGUAUGAAGAAUAUAUUGUCCUGAAAAAUGAAGCUUCAAAGCUUAAUGGCUAUAAAGAUUAUGGAGACUACUGGAGAGGAGACUAUGAAACCGAAGGAGAUUCUCCUUAUGGCUACACUAGAGAUCAGCUUAGAGAAGAUGUUGGCAAAAUAUACAAAGAGAUACUUCCCCUAUACAAGCAACUGCAUGCAUAUGUGAGAGCUAUGCUGAGUAAGGCUUACCCAGGACAUCUCAAUAACCGAGGGGGUCUUCCAGCUAAUUUACUUGGUGAUAUGUGGGGAAGAUUUUGGACAAACUUGUAUGGUUUAUCUAUACCCUUCAUUGGAAAGGAAGACAUAGAUGUGACUUCAGCCAUGGAUGGAAAGGGUUGGACCUAUAAAGAUAUGUUUGAAGCAGGAGAGACUUUCUUUGAAUCAGUGGGUCUUUUUAAUAUGACUGAGGAAUUUUGGAACAAUUCAAUGCUUGAAAAACCAAAUGACCGAGAGGUUGUUUGCCACCCCACUGCCUGGGAUAUGGGAAAUGGUAAAGAUUUCAGGAUUAAAAUGUGUACUAAGGUGAACAUGGAUGACUUCCUCACAGUCCACCAUGAAAUGGGUCAUAUUGAGUACGACAUGGCUUAUGCCCACCAACCCUUCUUGUUCAGAAAUGGUGCUAAUGAAGGGUUUCAUGAGGCUGUAGGUGAAAUCAUGUCUCUCUCGGCUGCCACACCAAAACAUCUGAAGUCAUUGGACCUUCUAUCUGCUAAUUUUGUUGAAGAUUAUGAAAUCGACAUUAACUUCCUUAUGAAACAAGCCCUAACAAUAGUGAGCACACUCCCAUUCACCUACAUGCUUGAGGAAUGGCGGUGGCAGGUAUUUGAAGGUAAAAUCCCCAGGGACAGAUGGAUGAAGACAUGGUGGGAAAUGAAGAGAAACCUGGUUGGCGUAGCUGAGCCAGUACCACAUGAUGAAACAUACUGUGACCCACCUACAUUAUUCCAUGUGUCUAAUGACUAUUCCUUCAUUAGGUAUUUCACAAGAACUAUUUAUCAGUUCCAGUUCCAGAAAGCCUUGUGUGAGGAGGCAAAUCAUUCUGGGCCUCUUUAUAAGUGUGACAUUACCAAUUCAACUGCCGCUGGGUUAAAAUUAAAGAACAUGCUUGAGCUAGGAAAAUCAAAACCAUGGACAGAAGCUCUGCAACGCAUAACUGGGGAAACAAGAAUGAAUGCAACUGCCCUACUUGAUUAUUUCCGCCCAUUAGAAGACUGGCUGAAGAAAGAUAAUGAACUAAAUAAUCGAUAUGUAGGAUGGGACCCUCAAUGGACACCAUAUAAUGAUAUGGCCAUUAAAGUAAGAAUAAGCUUGAAACAAGCACUGGGGGGUAAUGCAUACGAAUGGGAUGAAAAUGAAAUGUAUUAUUUCAAAGCAACUGUAGCUUUUGCCUUGAGGAAGCGUUUUAAGGAUGAACAAGUAAAUUAUGUCAACUUUACGGAAAAUGACGUUGAAGUCUUUGAUUACACCCAAAGAGUUUCUUUCCAUUUUUUGGUGAAAAAUCAAAGUAGGUUUGUUCCCAAAGAAUAUGUUGCCGAGGCAAUACAGCUGUCAAGACAUCGAUUUAACAGUGCUUUUAUGUUAGAUGACAAAACCUUAGAGUUUGUUGGGUAUCCUCCAACUUUAGCACCACCAGUCACUCAGCCUUUCACAAUAUGGCUUGUCGUGUUUGGAGUAGUUAUGGGAGUUACUGUGCUUACUUCAUUCUACCUAAUCAUCUCUGGAUAUCUGAACAGGAAAAAGAAAGCAAAGCAAGAUGAGGCCACAGAAAACCCUUAUGCAAGCACGGAAAAUGGCAUAUUAAAUGGAUCUUUUAUCAAUGAAGACAGUGCUCUCACAGGACUUUAAAUGUAUUUUUACAAUUGCUGUAUUUUAUUCAAACAUAUGAAAAUAUUUUUUGAAAAAUUCCCCAGUGUUCUUAUAAAUACAAAUCAAAAUGUAAUAGCAGUCCUGAUAAACUGAUA
Molecule: messenger RNA, 2622 nt
Organism: Erpetoichthys calabaricus (reedfish)
Lineage: Eukaryota; Metazoa; Chordata; Cladistia; Polypteriformes; Polypteridae
Gene: ace2
Product: angiotensin I converting enzyme 2
Exons: 18
Coding region: 107-2506 (799 amino acids)
Biological process (GO): proteolysis
Cellular component (GO): plasma membrane
Molecular function (GO): peptidyl-dipeptidase activity; metallopeptidase activity
Source: RefSeq, a predicted model, not a curated record